Bombina bombina (fire-bellied toad) is the source of this 2189-nucleotide messenger RNA. It is a transcript of the gene YTHDF2, whose product is annotated as YTH N6-methyladenosine RNA binding protein F2. The coding region runs from base 42 to 1535 and encodes 497 amino acids. Gene Ontology annotation, biological process: mRNA destabilization. Gene Ontology annotation, cellular component: cytoplasm. Gene Ontology annotation, molecular function: N6-methyladenosine-containing RNA reader activity; mRNA binding. The record is from RefSeq and is a predicted model, not a curated record. The transcript is spliced from 6 exons. Lineage: Eukaryota; Metazoa; Chordata; Amphibia; Anura; Bombinatoridae.
GGCGCGCUCCUGCUGCAUCCUCUGGUUUCUACGCUGCCGCCAUGUCCGCAAGCAGCUUGCUGGAGCCGAGACCUAAAGGGCAAGGAAACAAAGUGCAAAAUGGAUCUAUUCACCAGAAGGAUGGUUUGAAUGAAGAUGAAUUUGAGCCAUAUCUGAACACACAGGCACGACAGGUUAGCAAGACGUAUAAGAAUAAUGCAUACACCGCCCUGUCUGAUUCAUACUUGCCAAGCUACUACAGCCCAUCAAUUGGUUUUUCGUAUUCCUUAAGCGAAGCGGCUUGGUCCAAUGGCAGUGAUCCCACACCAACUAUGCCAUAUCUUGCUUCUUAUAGUCAACUGAGUAAUGGAGAGCCCCAUUAUCUUCCGGAUCCUAUGUUUGGACCUCUAAGCAAUGCCCCCUUCCUGGGACAGCCAGGGUUUAACUUUUUUCCUAGUGGCAUGGACUUUUCAGCUUGGGGAAAUGGAGGCAGUUCUCCUGGAGCAUCAGCCACAAGCUCGGGAUAUGGGGGAAGUUAUGCUUAUACUCCCAGCAAUUUAGGGGGAGCUGUCCUGGAGGGGCAAACAAGUUUCAAUGGAGGAAAGGCAGUGGGUGCUUUAGAGCAGAGCAUCGGUGCAUUAAAAUUGGGUGGAGAUGGGAAUGCCUUAAAGACUGCUGUGGGCACCAUGCCACCGGCUACUGUUGUACCCCCAAAACCUACUUCUUGGGCGGACAUUGCCAGUAAGCCAGCAAAGCAGAGUUUUACUAAGAUUCUUCCACCUCCGCCUAUUAAACAAAACAUGGAGAUUGGCACCUGGGACAACAAGACCCUUGCUACUAAUGGCCAACCUCCUUCACCUACUGUAGUUCAGCAGACACAGCCUUCUGUCCCUUCCUCUCAGCCCCCCCCAACACGCUGGUCAGCCCCACGUAACAGAGGUUCUGAGCAGACUCAAUCCCCACAAUCCACAGCUGAACCACAUCCGGUGCUGGAGAAGUUGCGUUUGGUAAACAAUUACAACCCCAAGGACUUUGACUGCAACCCUAAGUUUGGACGUGUUUUCAUAGUUAAGAGUUACUCUGAAGAUGACAUUCACCGUUCUAUCAAGUACAAUGUGUGGUGCUCCACUGAGCAUGGGAACAAGCGUCUGGACGCUGCCUACCGCUCUCUCAAUGGAAAAGGCCCAGUCUAUUUGCUCUUUAGUGUUAAUGGUAGUGGCCACUUCUGCGGAGUGGCUGAAAUGCGCUCAGCUGUGGACUACAAUACAUGUGCUGGUGUAUGGUCUCAGGACAAAUGGAAGGGCCGCUUUGAUGUGCGCUGGCUCUUUGUCAAAGAUGUGCCCAAUGGACAGCUACGCCACAUCCGGCUAGAGAACAACGAAAAUAAGCCUGUGACCAAUUCUCGUGACACACAAGAGGUCCCGCUGGAAAAAGCACGCCAAGUACUUCGGAUCAUUUCUAAUUACAAACACACAACCUCCAUAUUUGAUGAUUUUUCUCAUUAUGAGAAGAGACAGGAAGAGGAGGAUAGUGUCAAGAAGGUGAUAAAGAAUUAAGCAGCAAGCUUCAGGUUCAGGUGCAUCUACCAGAUCAUCUCUGCCAUUUGCAACUAUAUCCCCUAAAGUGCCCAGAGGGCACUGGAGAAUGAACUUCAAACAAAAACCCACAGUUACCCCCAUUAAAAACAUGGACCAGAGUGGCUGCGUGCUCUGCACAGCCCUAAUUUCAAAGACAAACAUUUAAACUGGAUUAAUUAACGGGAGGUUCCUAAACCAGGUUUAAGGAUUUUUUUUCUUUUGUUUUCGCUCCUGUGUUUGGACGUUUAUUUUUGAAACUUAAAAUUCACUUUAUUUUUUCUUUAAGAAGAAAAAAUGUGGCAUAUACCCACGUUGCGUUUUUUUGUUGUUGGUUUUUUUUUUAACUGCAUCUUGAUCCCGUAUGUAUACGUUUGUGUUCUAACAGGAGUAGGACUUCGCAUAUUCAACAGGGAAUAUUUCAUUUACCAUGGUAAAUUUCCACUGGAUUGAGGGAAAAUUUUAAAAAUAUUUUUUUUAAAAAAAAGGCGUUAACCCUUUAAACUGCCAGCGAGACAAAAUGUGGCAGCUAGGGUUAAUGCCCUUUCAUCACCCAAAAUCCUACUUUUUUUGUUAACCAGUUCCUGCUCCACUUAAUAUCCCUACUUCCCUGUAAUAAACAUCAUUGAAAGCAGA